AUGCCGCAGAUCAGCCCGGAAUUAGCGGAAGCUGCGAAGCGCUUACACGAGUCAUCGACCAAGGUGUAUAACCUAGCAGACGACACCACUCGCUCCCCCUCGCCGCUCUCCUUCCCCCCGGACGUCCCUCCAGCACCCCACCUAGAGGGCUGCACGGCCAAUACUGGUUUAUAUUUCAUCCUCACCCCUUCCCACUCUUCCCCACCCCUCCCCACCCCUCCCCACCCGUCCGCAUCCCUCCCCACCCCUUCCCACCUCUCUACAGUCCUGGACCAAGCGCCCCACCUGGAGGACUGCACGGCCAAGACUGCCCUGAGGGUGAAGGCAGAGGCGAGGGGGGCGCAUGGGGAGGACCCUGAGUGGGUGCUGCAACUGCACGCCCCAACCCCCCUGGAUGAGUGUUUCGGUGCUGCUGUGUUACUGCUGGAGGAUCGAGCCCAGUGCACAGUGCAAACAGCAAGGGAGGACCCUGAGUGGGUGCUGCUGUGCUAUUUGGCAAGUGCUGCAACUGCGCACGAGUUUCGAGUCGACUCAAAACUCGACGUAUCACAUACUGCUGGAGGAUCGAGCCCAGUGCACAGUGCAAGCAGCAAGGACCCCCGGGUGGGUGCUGUGCUAUUAGGCAAGGCAAGUGCUGCAACUGCGCAGCGCACGCCACAACCACCGCGGAUCCGCGGUUCUGACGCGGCGAAUCUCGCGCUGACACGUGUCUUCCAGCGGGACCUGUGGGAGCGGCAGUUCCCCGCCAGCUGUGCCGGGCGGCGGCUAAUGAUAACCGACUGGCCCCCCAAGCACCAUGGCACCGGCAACAUGGUGCAUGUGAUGGGGUCGUUUCUGAACGCCGCCGUGCGGCACAAUCGGACUCUUGUCAUCCGCCCCCGCACCUUCCACCGUGCUAGCGGGCAGGACACCGGCAACAUGGUGCAUGUGAUGGGGUCGUUUCUGAACGCCGCCGUGCGGCACAAUCGGACUCUUGUCAUCCGCCCCCGCACCUUCCACAGUGCUAGCGGGCAGGAGUGCGCAGGACGCUCGUUGUCCGCCCCCACACCUUCCACCGUGCUAGCGGGCAGGAGUGCGCAGGUGUGUUCCCCCAAGCACUCAUAUCCCACCCACCACGGCACCGGCAACAUGGUGCAUGUGAUGGGGUCGUUUCUGAACGCCGCUGUGCGGCACAAUCGAACUCUUGUCAUCCGUCCUCGCACCUUCCACCGCUCCAGCAGGCAGGCAGGAGUGUGCAGGACCGGUGGGGAGUAUAAGGAAGGGAAUGGCUGUGCUGUGCUGUGCAGCGCAAAAGGACGCUCGUCAUCCGCCCUCGCACCUUCCACUGCGCCAGUGGGGGGGAAUGUGGGGUGGAUGGGUACAGGACAGGUGGGGAGUAUAAGGAAGGGAAUGGCUGUGCUGUGCUGUGCAGCGCAAAAGGACGCUCGUCAUCCGCCCUCGCACCUUCCACUGCGCCAGUGGGCAGAAAUGCACUGGCAGGAGGGCGAGUGGGAGUGUUACUUCUUCCCUGUCGCCUCCCCAGACUGCCUCAAGGUCGCCUUAGCAGCCCUCACAGCAGUAACACCCAUCGCUCUCUUCCCUUACCCCACAGAGGGCGAGUGGGAGUGUUACUUCUUCCCUGUCGCCUCCCCAGACUGCCUCAAGGAGGGCGAGUGGGAGUGUUACUUCUUCCCCGUGGCCUACCCAGACUGCCUCAAGGUCGCGCCCUCUCUCCUCUCUUGCCUGUCUUAUUGCCCACCCAUGUGCCCGCCCUAUCCCCAUCCCCCAGACAUCGGGCAGGAGGGCGAGUGGGAGUGUUACUUCUUCCCCGUGGCCUACCCAGACUGCCUCAAGGUCGCGCCCUCUCUCCUCUCUUGCCUGUCUUAUUGCCCACCCAUGUGCCCGCCCUAUCCCCAUCCCCCAGACAUCGGGCAGGAGGGCGAGUGGGAGUGUUACUUCUUCCCCGUCGCCUCCCCAGACUGCCUCAAAGUCGCUCUUGCAGCAGAAGCAACAGCACCUAUCGCUCUGUUCAACGAUACCAAGGAAACGGUGCUGGCGUCGGCUGCUCAAGUGGUCAUUUGCAACGACACCCACUACCACCACGACGCUGCAAGAGCUGCCAGCCUCUGGGUGGCUCCUGACGGCAGACCGCCCGAGCUGGAGCAUCCAUUCACCAUCGAGCAGCUGGGGAGAAUCUGGGUGCCCAACGACAACCACAUUGGGGAGCGUUGGUGGCGCUCCCAAACCGCACGCUUUCUCCUCCGCUGGCCCUCUGCCCUGCUCUGCCACAUCACCAACCGCGUGCGACACAACACCUACGGGAUGGCUGUAGCAGAGCGGGUCAUAUCCGCUACAGCCAAGCAACAGACCAUUCUCCACUCCACACCCCCCAACACUCCGGAAUCCCAGCACUUGAACUCUCUCCCUGACGCCUCUUCUGCUGUUCCGCCUUCUGUCGCAUACAAGUCGAGCCUAGCCGGGACUGUAUGGCAGAUGAAGGGGUUCGCGGGGUGUGUGGGAACGCGGUGUAAUGAAUCCGAGGCGUGUGCGGGAGCGGGGAGCGCGAAUGCUGGGGGAGGUGCGGCGGUGGAGUUUUCCUCGUUACAAGACGAACCGUUUAUAUUCCGGCCGUACGUCAGCCUGCACGUGCGGCUGAGCGAUAAAUACCUCGAGAUGAAGCUACACUUCUUCGCGACUUAUAUGUACUUUAUGUAUAAGCUGCGGGCGCACGUGCCGAACCUGGAGCACGUGUGGCUCAGCACAGAGAUGCAGAGCGUGAUUGAGGAAACUUCCAACUUUCCGGAUUGGACCUUCCACUACACGACGAGUGGGCGGGUGACGAGUGCAACGCAGAUGCAGGAGGAGCAUGUGAAGGACAAGCAGCGCACGGGGGAGAUUUUCGCGAAUCUCAUCAUCACGACGCAAGCGGAUUAUUUCGUCGGCGCGCUCGCGUCGAAUUGGAACCGUCUGAUCGACGAGCUGAGAUCGACCAAUGGGAGGCUGUACUCGGGACACGUGGCUCUGAAUGAGGCCUGGACAUGA
Closterium sp. NIES-65 is the source of this 3021-nucleotide messenger RNA. NCBI's taxonomy places the organism in Eukaryota, Viridiplantae, Streptophyta, Zygnematophyceae, Desmidiales, Closteriaceae. The record is from the annotation of a GenBank genome assembly.